CCGGCAGUAGUGCAGUGAUAAGACGUAUUACUACUCGCUGGGACCCGGCCCAGACAAUCUUUGCGCUUGUGUCCCGUGUGCUGGCGCCUGUGGGAGAAGGCGGGCUCCCUAUGACUAAUAGCAACGGGACACGGGGACUCGCUCUGCCCUUCAGCUCCCCAUAGCGACACCACAUAGUCCAUUCAACUGACUGGCUCUUACUCCACUCACUAGCGGCCGCUGCAGCCAAUGAGCAGCUACAUCCGCUAUUGUGACAGUGACUGGCGUGUUUAGCAACCAACCAGCUUGCGAGCUGCUCCAGGGUCAUGUGAGGCCAGUUGCACAGUGUCACAUGACUGUGACGGAGCUGGCAGUGAUGGCGGAAUGGGCUCUUGUCUGUGUCGUGUUCCUGGCGGGCCCCUUUCCUGCCGCCCCGUCCCAACAAGUGCCGGUGCUGCUGUGGUCUAGAGAGAGCUCCCUGUGGAAUCUCCAGACCGGCAUACACAAUGGACACAUCACUACAGAUAUCCAGCUUGGACAUUACCUUGAACCAGCUCUCAUGAAGGGACCCAAGAAUAUUCUGUUAUUCCUCCAGGAUAAGUUAAGUAUUGAAGAUUUCACAGCAUUUGGGGGUGUCUAUGGCAACAAACAAGACAGUGCAUUCCCUAACCUACAGAGCAUUGUGGAGUCAUCCCCUUCCUCCCUGGUUCUGCCUGCAGUGGAUUGGUACGCUGCUAACAUAUUGCCCACAUACCUGAAGGAGAAGCUUGGAGUCAGCCCCCUGCAUGUAGACCAGUCCACUCUCCUGGAGCUGAAGCUGAAUGAAAGCGUUCCCUCUCUGCUCGUUGUCCGGUUGCCUUAUGCAAGCAGUACUGGUUUGCUGGCAGCUAAAGAUGUUCUGAGAGCUAAUGACGAAGCAAUCGGACAAGUAGUGAGCACAUUAAAGUCGGAGGGCGUGUCCUAUACUGCUGUGCUGACUGCACUUCGGCCCUCACGGAUUAUGAAAGAAAGCUCCUUUGCUGUGGGGAACGUUGGGCGCCAGUUACUGGCCACUGCGCAGCCUACACCAGACUAUCCUCCCGUUGCCUUUAACAGUAGUCGGAACAGACCGUGCAUCCUGUUGUGGGCUACCAAUGUGUCUGUGACCGUGAAUGAGGUGCAGGUGGAUCUGACUAGCCGAACCUUUACUGGCAGCGACGUGAAUCUGGAUGGGUCUCUCUGUAACGACAUCAAUGCAGUAUUGGCGCUAACGUACCCAAAUGCAAUCAAGCAACAGCCCCUGACUUUACGGUUCUUCCUUAGCCAAAGCUUUUACCGUGUGUCUGGCCGCCCGUGGUUCACUCUGAAUCAAGUAGAGCUGAUCCAUGGUGGAAACGUAGCUGUUUUUCUUGCUCCACAAGUGAAUGCUCCCCACAACUACUCCUUCCACUGCCAGUACGUCAGUAGUUGGCCCACGUUUGGUUCUCUUCUUGUGAGCAACACCAGCAAGGAUUUGCCCUCCUUUAAAUGGCAGCUGCACAUGGCUGACUUCCAGAUCCAAGGUUUCAAUGUGACUGGGAUGGCAUUUUCAUACGCCAGUGACUGUGCGGCCUUCUUCUCCCCGGGCAUCUGGAUGGGGCUCAUCACCACCUUGCUCUUUGUCUUUAUCCUGACCUAUGGACUGCACAUGCUUAUGAGCCUGAAGACUAUGGAUCGAUUUGAUGAUCCCAAGGGCCCAAGCAUUGCUGUGCCCCACACAGAGUGAUUGGCCUAGGGCACAAGCAGUGAUUAAUGUAGGGCCCAUUUGUCUGAUGUGUGAGCAAUCAAGUACAGCAGUGAUUACAUGUACUGGCUAAUAAAUGGGGUCACAUUAGUAGGUGGCCCUACCCAGGAGGCCAUUGUGUUCUGGGCACACUUUCCUUCUGGAGCUCCUACUUUAUGCUCCUUGAUGGUUCUUCAGAUGUUCCCCCACUGAAUUGAUUGAUUCCUUUUUCUUUCUGUGCCCCCCUUAUGAAUUCAUUCCUGUGGACAUAGGUCAGUUGUAAUCCAUGAGAUGUACAUUUGUCCCUAGGUGUGUGUAUAUAUAUAUAUAUAUAUAUAGUAGCAGGCUAAUGGCUUGUAUUUAUUUCUCAUUGUCUCACAGGAAGGCCAGUGGCACCCGAGCUUGUUAUUAUUAUUAUUAUUAUUAUUAUUAUUAUUGUUACAUGGUACAGUCCAGCAAUGGCAAAUGCAUGUUGGAGUUGGUGUGUAACUCGUCAUGGUAAAACUCAAAGGCAAAUAAAGUGUUUCUGUUCUUUGUG
Xenopus laevis (African clawed frog) is the source of this 2258-nucleotide messenger RNA. RefSeq names its product ATPase, H+ transporting, lysosomal accessory protein 1, gene 2 L homeolog (gene atp6ap1.2.L). Gene Ontology annotation, cellular component: proton-transporting V-type ATPase complex; membrane; bounding membrane of organelle. Lineage: Eukaryota; Metazoa; Chordata; Amphibia; Anura; Pipidae. Gene Ontology annotation, molecular function: ATPase activator activity. The record is from RefSeq and is a predicted model, not a curated record. The transcript has 10 exons. Bases 332 to 1723 code for a protein of 463 amino acids.